CAGGCUAAAAGCAUGGCCAGUUUGGAUGUCAAGGAGAAUGUUCUCAUGGCUAUUGUCAAUGGGGUCGAGCAAAGUGAAGCCCCAGAUGCAAUUCUUGGUACAGCCUAUGUCAACGGGACCAAGGAAGCCGGUGUGGACUAUAAGCGUUGGCAUUGUCGGUGGCCUAGGCGCAAUGUCUACAAGAGAGAGGGGGAUACCAAGGACGAGAACAGUUGGGAAUGUAGAGAUGCUUAG
This is a messenger RNA of Ilyonectria robusta, 234 nucleotides long. RefSeq lists its product as uncharacterized. The record is from RefSeq and is a predicted model, not a curated record. The annotation marks the transcript as partial. NCBI's taxonomy places the organism in Eukaryota, Fungi, Ascomycota, Sordariomycetes, Hypocreales, Nectriaceae. The transcript has a single exon.